This is a messenger RNA of Dictyostelium discoideum AX4, 453 nucleotides long. Its product is annotated as cytochrome b5 domain-containing protein. The transcript has a single exon. Lineage: Eukaryota; Evosea; Eumycetozoa; Dictyosteliales; Dictyosteliaceae. The coding region runs from base 1 to 453 and encodes 150 amino acids. Gene Ontology annotation, cellular component: endoplasmic reticulum. The record is from RefSeq and is a predicted model, not a curated record.
AUGUUUGAUUUUAUUCCAGAAGAAGCAGUUUGGGCAAUUUUAAUUAUUGUUAUAAUUUAUCUUUUAAAAGUUAUAUUAUCACCAGCAAAAGAUUAUGUUCCAACUAAAGUUGUACAAAAACCAGUUUACGAAAAAAGAGAUUAUUCAUUAGAGGAAAUUAAAGAUUUUAAAGGAAUUGAUGAAACAAAACCAAUUUUCAUCGCAAUUAAAGGUAAAAUUUAUGAUGUAACUGCAAAGAAAUCAACUUAUGGUCCAGGUGGCUCAUAUCAUUUAUUUGCAGGAAAUGAUGCUACAGUCUGUUUGGCCAAAAGUUCAUUCGAAGAAUCUGACAUUAAUCAACCAUGGACAAAUCAAUCAUUAGAUGAUUUAACUGCAGAUCAAAAAGAUUCACUUAAAAAUUGGAUUGAUUUCUUUAGUGAAAGAUAUACUUUAGUUGGAAAUGUUAAAGAAUAA